Messenger RNA from Oryctolagus cuniculus (rabbit), 6993 nucleotides. Lineage: Eukaryota; Metazoa; Chordata; Mammalia; Lagomorpha; Leporidae. The record is from RefSeq and is a predicted model, not a curated record.
UUCCCUUAACACUGAAAGAAGCGGCUAGUAAGAGGGACUAUCUCAACACCAUCGCUGCCACUAUGCGCCCCUAUUCUAAACCUGACUCCAGUUAGCAGAGUAGGGGCACAAGCAGAGGCCUCCUGAUCCGGGAUUAGAGCCUAAUUAUCUGCAGGUGCAGUGGACACUUGGCGGGGGAGGUGGAAGAAAAAGAGUUAGGACAACCGCGGAGAGGGCCAUACACGGACAGAGCUGGACGCGGCAGGCAGAGGAGAGAGAAAAGCAACUGGAGACAGAGAAAACAGCGAGGACACAAGGGUGUAGAGGGUACGGACAAAAGGACAAUAGAGACGAGCCAAGACUGACAAGCGUCCAGAACCGAGUCGGACAGGGCCAGGGACAAGGCCUAUACUGAAGCCGGCACCGCAGGUAUUUUAAUGAUUAAUUAGAAAACAAACUGCACUGAGGACUGCUCCUCAAAUACCCUGACUGAGAAAACGGAGCUCCAUUGAGAAUAUUCAAGCUGAAGCCUUGCUUCUGCUCUACAAACUCAUAAGUAACAGAAGAGCCACCAAAAUGGCAGCAGUUGAAUUUCCCAGAAGCCAAUGAGUGCUCAGAGCUAAAGUUCAGUUGACUUAAAGUAAUGCAAUAUUUAAUAUGCACCUGAGUUUGCAGUCUAAGAUUCAUAUCUGUUCCAUAAAAACUUCAAAAUUUGAAAGAUUCUCAUACAGCAGGGGUGGGAAAUAUCUGGUCUGUGGGGUACAUAAGGCCCGUGAAAUCAUUGGUCUGGCCCUGCCAAGGCAACCAUAGCUGCUGUGCCGGCGGUGCUGAGGACCAGGGCACUGGAUUCUACACUGUCUUCCCUGAUGCUCGUGACAGUCUUGUGACUGCUGUCCAUGGGGUCCCUACCCCUGUGCUGAGCGGGUCACUCUGAAUGCUCCGUCCUGAUCACCUGGCACUCUCCAAGCACCCGUCAAUUUUUCUCAAAUGCUUCCUUCACAAAGAGGCUUUCCUGAUCAUGUGAGUGCUGUAUUCCACACAGGGCACAUUGGAUGUGUCAAAUAAACCUGCGGAAGCUAUGGUGUUUUAGUAACCAGGAUCAUGGAUUGGGAGAGUUGCAUCGCUAAGCCCAUAUAGUCACUCAGUCACUUGCUGCUUUAAUAUAGAAUCUCACCCUGUUUCUAGAUAUGCGUAGACCAGCAGCACUGAGGGUGAGCCCUGCUCGUGAGUCAUGCUGUCAGAGGUCAGACUUGGAUGUUUCCCAGGAGAACUCCUGGGAAAAGUGAGGAAAUCGUCCUUAUUGCAGAAUCUCCCUAAGAGUUUAGUUACCCACAUUUCAAGAAAGGGAGACUUCCUGGAACAGCUUGGUUAUACCUUUGUCUUUUCCUGUGUGUUUUUCCAAAAGCUGGGGAGCGGCGGUGGCUGGGCGCGCUCGUCCUGGCUGUGUGUGCUCAGCGAGGCCAGGCAGCAGCCGAGCAGGAACUUUUUCAUGGGGGAGCAGUUUGAGAAGGGCCAGCAUGCUUUGCUCAAUGAAGGAGAAGAGAAUGAGAUGGAAGUAUUUGGCUACCGGACUCAAGGCUGCCGACAAGCCCUCUGUCUUGCUGGAUCCGUCUUCUCAUUUGGAAUUCUCCCCUUGGUGUUUUACUGGAGACCGGCUUGGCACGUGUGGGCAAACUGUGUCCCAUGUUCCUUGCAAGAAGCAGACGUCGUGUUGCUGAGGACAACAGAUGAAUUCCAGACUUACUCUAGGAAAAAGGUAACAUGGAUCCACCUGGCAGCAUUGGGCAGUGCCUUCGGUCUCACUCCUGACCACCCUGUCAUUGCUGAUGAGGAGUAUAUCAUAAACAGAGCCAUCAAAAAGCCGGACCUAGAGGUGAGAUGCAUAAAAGUGCAAAAAAUAAGAUAUGUUUGGAACAAUUUGGAAGAACAGUUUCAGAAAAUUGGUUCUUUGGAAGACUGGCUCAGUUCUGCCAAGAUACACCUAAAAUUUGGAUCAGGUCUAACAAGAGAAGAACAAGAGAUUAGGAGGUUAAUAUGUGGACCUAACACCAUUGAUGUUGAAAUCACACCCAUUUGGAAACUGCUCAUCAAAGAGGUUCUAAAUCCAUUUUACAUAUUUCAACUCUUCAGUGUCUGUUUGUGGUUUAGUGAAGACUAUAAGGAAUACGCUUUUGCCAUCAUAAUCAUGUCCAUCAUUUCCAUAGCUUUGACAGUGUAUGAUCUCAGAGAGCAAUCUGUAAAACUCCACCGUCUAGUUGAGUCACACAAUAGCAUUACAGUCUCUGUUUGUGGGAGAAAAGAUGGAGUCCAAGAGUUGGAAUCCCGCUUCCUGGUGCCUGGAGAUUUAUUAAUUUUGACAGGGAACAAAGUACAAAUGCCAUGUGAUGCCCUUCUGAUUGAUGGCAGUUGUGUGGUAGAUGAAGGCAUGCUGACAGGAGAAAGUAUUCCAGUCACUAAAACUCCGUUACCCAAGAUGGAUAGCGCUGCACCCUGGAAAACACAGAGUGACGCAGACUACAAGCGGCAUGUCCUCUUCUGUGGGACAGAGGUCAUCCAGGCCAAGGCCACUUGCUCCGGGACCGUGAGAGCCGUAGUGCUGCAAACUGGAUUCAACACUGCAAAGGGGGACCUCGUGAGAUCGAUUUUGUAUCCCAAGCCAAUGAACUUCAAGCUCUACAGAGAUGCCAUCAGGUUCCUCCUGUGCCUUGUAGGGACGGCCACCAUUGGCAUGAUCUAUACUCUGUGUGUCUAUGUGCUCAGUGGGGAACCUCCUGAAGAGGUGGUGAAGAAAGCCCUUGAUGUCAUCACCAUCGCGGUUCCACCAGCUCUACCUGCCGCUCUGACCACGGGCAUCAUCUAUGCCCAGAGGAGGCUGAAGAAGAGAGGCAUCUUCUGCAUUAGCCCCCAGAGGAUCAAUGUGUGUGGACAAUUGAACCUUGUCUGCUUUGACAAGACAGGCACCUUAACCAGGGAUGGCUUGGAUCUCUGGGGAGUCGUGCCCUGUGAUAGGAAUGGAUUCCAGGAAGUCCACAGCUUUGUCUCGGGCAAGGCUUUGCCAUGGGGCCCACUGUGUGCGGCCAUGGCCAGCUGCCACUCUCUCAUCCUCCUUGAUGGCACUAUCCAGGGAGACCCCCUGGACCUCAAAAUGUUUGAAGCCACCACCUGGGAAAUGGCUAUUUCUGGGGAGGAUUUCCACAUCAAUGGAGUACCUGCACAUGCCAUGGUGGUUAAGCCCUGCAAAACAGCCAGCCAGGUCCCAGUGGCAGGAAUUGCAAUCCUGCAUCAAUUCCCAUUCUCAUCAGCACUGCAGAGGAUGACAGUGAUCGUCCAGGAAAUGGGAGGUGACAGGCUGGCAUUCAUGAAGGGAGCACCAGAGAGGGUGGCCAGCUUUUGCCGUCCUGAGACAGUACCAACUAGUUUUGUUAGUGAACUUCAGAUUUACACGACACAGGGUUUCCGAGUCAUAGCACUGGCCUACAAGAAGCUGGAAACUGACCAUCACACAACUGCCUUGACAAGGGAGAAGGUAGAAUUCGACCUCAUAUUCCUGGGAUUACUGAUCUUGGAGAAUCGAUUGAAGGAAGAGACAAAACCUGUCUUGGAAGAACUCAUCUCAGCCCGGAUAAGGACUGUAAUGAUCACAGGUGACAAUCUUCAGACUGCAAUAACAGUGGCCAGGAAGUCUGGGAUGGUUUCUGAAAGUCAGAAGGUCAUUCUCAUUGAGGCAAAUGAAACGACUGGAUCCUCAUCAGCAUCUAUAUCCUGGAAAUUAGUGGAGGAGAAGAAACACAUUGCAUAUGGGAAUCAGGACAAUUACAUUAACAUCAGGGAAGAAGUCUCUGAUAAUAGUAGAGAAGGAAGUUACCAUUUUGCUCUAAGUGGAAAAUCCUUCCAUGUUAUAAGUCAACAUUUUAGCAGCCUUCUUCCAAAGAUACUGAUCAAUGGGACCAUCUUUGCAAGAAUGUCUCCUGGGCAGAAAUCCAGUCUGGUGGAAGAGUUUCAGAAACUGGAUUACUUUGUAGGUAUGUGCGGUGAUGGAGCCAAUGACUGUGGGGCUUUGAAAAUGGCUCAUGUGGGCAUCUCUUUAUCAGAGCAGGAAGCAUCUGUGGCAUCACCUUUCACUUCCAAAACUCCAAACAUUGAGUGUGUACCUCACCUGAUCAAGGAAGGACGUGCAGCUCUCGUGACCUCAUUUUGCAUGUUUAAGUACAUGGCUCUGUACAGCAUGAUUCAGUAUGUUGGUGUUCUGCUGCUCUACUGGGAGACAAACAGCCUUUCAAAUUACCAGUUUCUGUUCCAGGAUCUGGCCAUUACAACUCUUAUUGGGGUAACAAUGAAUCUUAACGGUGCCUACCCCAAGCUGGUGCCUUUCAGACCUGCAGGACGGCUGAUCUCCCCACCUCUGCUACUCUCUGUGAUUUUUAACAUUCUUCUCAGUCUGCUUAUGCAUAUCGUAGGCUUUGUCCUGGUUCAGAAGCAGACAUGGUAUUCCAUCGAUGCGCACAGUGCUUGCACAGUGCAAAAUGAAACCAUCUCAAAGUUAGCCAUUUCUCCAACUGCUCCAGAAAAGCCUGGAAGUAAUGGUAUCUUCACGAGUUUUGAGAACACUACUAUAUGGUUCUUGGGAACAAUCAACUGUAUCAUUGUGGCUUUUACAUUCUCUAAAGGAAAACCGUUUAGACAGCCUACCUAUACAAAUUACACAUUUGUCCUUGUGCUGAUCAUCCAGCUGGGUGUGUGUCUGUUCAUUCUCUUUGCUGACAUUCCAGAACUAUACAGGCGUUUGGACCUGCUCUGUACUCCAGUCCUGUGGAGGGUCUACAUCGUGGUCAUGCUCAGCUCCAAUUUCGUUGUGUCCCUGGUGGUGGAGGAGGCCGUUAUUGACAAUCGAGCCCUGUGGAUGUCAAUCAAAAAGUGUUUUGGCUACAAAUCAAACAACCAGUAUCGGAUAUGGCAGAGGGAGUUGGCAAACGACCCCAGUUGGCCCCCGCUAAACCAGACCUCCUUCUCUGAUAUGCCAGGGUGUGACAGAGAAGUGUCUUACAGCAAUCCUGUGUUUGAGAGCAAUGAGGAACAAUUCUAAGGAAAGGUGACAUCCAAGUUGAUACAGAGAGAUGAUGACAAAAGGGACUAUUUUCAAUGAUUUAUAAAGCAAUGAGAUUCUUUCCAUAUCAACUGGAGUUUUAGGGAUACCUAUCACAUCAUAGUGACAAAGUAUGCUGGAUACUUCUACAGAGAAGAACCUUGCCCCAAAAGGCUGCCUUCCUCUUGGUUUCUGAAAGUACUAAAGAUGUCUGCAAAAGAAUGGAUCAAGGAUUGCAGUGGGCCAAGAGACUGGCAGGUGAACAGAGGAGAGUAUAUAAAUGUCUUCCUUAGCAUAAGGUCUUCUUUCUUUCAAUGAGUCAAUGAGUGUUGUGUGGACUCUUAGAGUUGUAACAUGUUAAAGAUUGUUUUUGCAUUCUUGCUUCACUAAUGGAAAAAACUAAUGCAUGGGAAACACUACGCCAGCCCUCACUGCCUGAUUGCCUUUGUGGUACUUUUCAGAUUUGUGGCUUUCCCCCUCAUGAUUGACAUCUGGCCUCCCCCCCGUAUUAUUUAGGAUCAGCUUAACCUACAGUGGGAUGACAUUACGUAUGCCCUUAUUUCAGUGUCUUCACACACAAGAAUUUAUUUCCUGGUCGAGACAUCCUCAGAGUGGUGCCUACUUCAAUUUGGGGGCUCCACCGCAUCCGCAGAAGGACUCCAUGUUUACUGGAGCAGGGGAAGGGUGGGGCUUGGGAUCGCAUGAGGGUGCCUCCCUGCCUCGCCUCGAACAGCUCAUCAGCCAGGGCCUUGGUCACAGAGGUGAAACGUGCAGAUUCCUGUAUUUAGGAUUGCUUCACGGGCGUAGGACCUGUGAGUACACAGAGCCUUGGCUUGGAAGGACAUCACAGUUUAAUACUCUGCUAUUCCCACCCUGAAAUUAACAGUUUUUGAAUGGGGCACUUGCAUUUUCAUUUUGCACCAAGACCCCAAAAUGAUAUCAUUGUCUCAGGAAACAAAGCAAGGUACGGUAUCAAAAAGCACUAGUCCUUCCCACUAACCGCUUCUCCUCCCCCUCUACACUGCCAUGUUUUGGGAACCCCCUCAUGUCAUAUGCCCAACCCCAGGAGUUUUCACUCCCCUGCUCUAUUCUUUUUUAGCAACAGUAGUCUUUAUGCUACAGCCUUGUAUAUUGUCACUGAUGUAUGUCCUCACACAACCUAUGUAGUUCUUAGCCUUGAGGGUUCAGUUUCCAGAAAGCUAAAAUCUCUCUUAUUUUAUCAUUAUUACAGUUUGGUUGUAUUGGAUUCCUUCAGCACACUCAUGUUUCUGCUAACUCAAGGGACAACUCUGAAUUUUAGGAGAACAUUCAGACAAACUAUUUCAAAGUGAAAGUAGGAUUUUCAUUACGAACUUGAAACCCUAGCUGAAUGUUCUGAGCAGGGAGUGGGCCUGCUGGUGCAAGCCAGCUCUGUCACACACAGCAGCACCUGCUAGGGUUCCUUUCCUCACCUGAGCCCUCAAGCCUUCUGUGGAGCUUUGUGGCUGCAACUGAUUCUCAGAACAUGCUGUCUUCCAGCCAUGAGGGUAUCUUGUUGCUUUGAUUUUAAAAUAGGGUGAGGGGAUUUUUCUGUGUUCUAAGGAUGCAGAAUCACUGUCUUCCUUGGUACAGAAAGAAAUUUUUCCUUUUCCUGGGGGCUGGCUCUGUGGUACAGUGGGUUAAAGCCCUGGCCUGAAACGCCGGCAUCCCAUAUGGGCACCAGUUCUAGUCCUGGCUGCUCCUCUUCUGAUCCAGCUCUCUGGUAUGGCCUGGGAAAGCAGUGGAAGAUGGCCCAAUUCCUUGGGCCCUUGCACCCACGUGGGAGACCUGGAAGAAGCUCCUGGCUCCUGGUUUUGGGUCAGCAGAUGGAAGACCUCUCUCUCUGUCUCUACCUCUCUCUGUGUAACUCUGUCUUUCAAAUAAAUAAAAUAAAUCUUUUUUUAAAAAAGAAA